Cygnus atratus (black swan) is the source of this 3383-nucleotide messenger RNA. RefSeq names its product FCH and mu domain containing endocytic adaptor 1 (gene FCHO1). Lineage: Eukaryota; Metazoa; Chordata; Aves; Anseriformes; Anatidae. Gene Ontology annotation, biological process: clathrin-dependent endocytosis; clathrin coat assembly. The record is from RefSeq and is a predicted model, not a curated record. Gene Ontology annotation, cellular component: clathrin-coated vesicle; cytoplasm; plasma membrane.
CCCGGCCCCGGCCCCGGCGCGGAGCGGCCCGGAGCGGGGCGGGGGCGGCGGCGGCGGCCCCCCCGCAGGGUGCUGGGCGCCGUGCCACGCCGCUGCCCCCCCCCCUCGCCUCCAAGAUGUCCUACUUCGCCGAGCACUUCUGGGGCGAAAAGAACCACGGCUUCGACGUGCUCUACCACAACAUGAAGCACGCGCAGAUCUCCACCAAGGAGCUGGCCGACUUCGUGCGCGAAAGGGCCGCCAUCGAGGAGAACUACGCCAAGGCCAUGGUGAAGCUGUCGAAGAUGGCCACCAACGGCACGCAGCUGGGGACUUUCGCGCCGCUCUGGGAGGUGUUCCGCAUCUCCUCGGACAAGCUGGCCCUGUGCCACCUGGAGCUGAUGAAGAAGCUCCACGAGCUCAUCAAGGAGAUCUCGCGCUACGGCGAGGAGCAGGGCCGGGUGCACAAGAAGUCGAAGGAGGAGGCGGCGGGCACGCUGGAGGCCGUGCAGCUCCUGCACGGGGUGGCCCAGCUGCUGCCCAAGUCCAAGGAGAGCUACCACAGCAAGUGCCAGGAGUACGAGCGGCUCCGCAAGGAGGGCACCAGCCAGAAGGAGAUCGACAAGGCGGAGCUGAAGUCGAGGAAGGCGGGCGAGGCGCUGCGGCGCGCCGUGGACAAGUACAACGCCGCCCGCGCCGACUUCGAGCAGAGGAUGCUGGAUUCGGCCAUGCGCUUCCAGGAGGUGGAGGAAGCCCACCUGCGCCACAUGAAGGGCCUCAUCGGCUCCUACUCGCACUCGGUGGAGGACACCCACGUCCAGAUCGGGCAGGUGCACGAGGAGUUCAAGCAAAACGUGGAGAACAUCGGCACUGAGAUGCUGCUGCGGAGGUUUGCCGAGAGCAAGGGCACGGGGCGAGAGCGACCAGGCGUGCUGGAUUUCGACGAGUACCGGCUGGCUCCAGCGCAGGAAGGGCCCAAAAGGAGCCGCAGCAAAGCCUUCCGCAUCCCUGGGCUGAGCCGCAAGGAGAGGGAGCGUGAUGCUGGGGAGUCCCCGGACGCCGAUGCGGCCUGCCCGGAGGUGGAUGAGGACGGAUUCAGCGUGCGCCCGGACCUGCCCCAUGAUAUCCUUGCGGAGAACCACGGCUGCUCCUCCAGCGACUCGGACUACGACGAGGACGAGCCCCGCAAGUUUUACGUCCACAUCAAGCCCGUGCAGCCCCGGGGGGCCGGCGGCAGCGCCGAGGCCACCGUGGAGCAGCUCAAGGCCACCGUGGGAAACCUCAUCCUGCCCCCCGGUGUCGGGGGCACCGUCAAGCGGCAGUCAUCCCGGCACGUGGCGGCUCUGUCCCCGGCCCCGAGCACUGCUGCCGACCCCGAGGGGACGCUGGUGGCAGGUGAGGCCGUGGGGGGGCCGGGGGGGGGGUACGGGGGGGGAAGCGGUAGCUCCGGGUCCCCAAACGCGUCCCGUCUCCAUGCAGGUGACAGCACAGGGAGGGGGCGCCCGGCGGUGCAGGCGACCAGCCCCCCCCCCCCCCCGCAUCCCCCCAGCAAAGCCCUGCCGGACACGGUGCCCCCCGCCGCGCUCUUCGGGCCCCCCCUGGAGUCAGCCUUCGAAGCGGAGGAUUUCCCGGCCCCCCGCGCCUACGUCCUGACUUCCUCCUCCUCGCCCUUCUCCUCCUCCUCCCCGGAGAACGUGGAGGACUCGGGCUUGGACUCGCCCUCGCACCCCGCUCCCGUCCCCUCCCCGGACUCGAGGCCGUGGACGCCGCAGCCGGGGACGCCGCAGAGCCCCCACCCCAAGCGGGGGGCACAGCCGGACCCCCCCCCGCCGCGGCCCCGCAGCCCCGGGGGGCGCCUGCCCGAGCUGCCCAGCUUCGCCGUCUUCAGUGGCCCCGGGGUCGAGGGGCUCUGGGAGGAGGACGGGGGGGGGACAGCACCCCGGGGACGGCCCCGCGGCACGGCCCCCCCCCAGCCCCCCUCUCCCGACCCUUUCGGGGAGCCCCCACCCUGGCUGCGGCCCCGCAGCCCCCCUGGGGACCGGCCCCCGCAGCCCCGACCUUCCUCCAACUCGGCCUCGUCUUCCUCCUCCUCCCCGGCCCCCCCCAGCAGGGGGGAGUCCUCCAGCCCCUCCCCGUGGAGCUGCCAGGGGUCGGGGACGGGGAUGCCCGAGGGGGACACACCGGGGGCCCCCCCUCUGCAGCCUGAGCCAGACCCCCGCCCCGCCGCCGCCGCCCCCCGCGAGGUCCCGCUGGUGGCCCCCCCUCGCCGUUCCCGGACGAAGCGGCCGGCGGCCGGCCCGGCUGCGGGCAGCAACACCGACCUGUCGCGCUCGCUCAGCCCCUCGCCCUCGUGGAGCUGCGGCCCCUCGCACUCGGCGCCCGCCAGCCUGGGCGAGCGCGGCUUCUUCGCCGUCUGCCAGCCGGCGCUCGGGAUAUCGCGGGGCCCAAGCCCCGUGGUGCUGGGCUCGCAGGACGCGCUCCCCGUGGCCACCGCCUUCACCGAGUACGUGCACGCGUACUUCAAGGGGCGCGAUGCCGACAGCUGCCUGGUGAAGGUGACGGGGGAGCUCACCAUGUCCUUCCCCGCCGGCAUCGUCCGCGUCUUCAGCGGGGGCAUGGCCCCCCCCGUGCUCAGCUUCCGCCUGCUCAACACCGGCGCCAUCGAGCAGUUCCUGCCCAACGCCGAGCUGCUCUACAGCGACCCGUCGCAGAGCGACCCCAGCACCAAGGACUUCUGGCUGAACAUGGCCGCGCUGACGGGGCACCUGCAGAAGCAGGCGGAGCAGAGCCCGGCCGCGUCCUACUACAACGUGGCUCUGCUCAAGUACCAGUUCUCACGGCUGGGUCCCAGCUCGGCGCCGCUGCGGCUGUGCGUGCGCUGGGACUGCUCGCCGGGCGCCACGCGGGUCAGCGUCGACUACGGCUACAACGCCGGCGCCCUCGCCCUGCCCGUGCCCCUCGCCAACGUCCACGUCCUGCUGCCCCUGGACGAGCCCGUCACCAACGUGCGGCUGCAGCCGGCUGCCAGCUGGAACCUGGAGGAGAAGAGGCUGCUCUGGAAGCUGCUGGAUGUCCCCGGAGCGCCGGGGCAGGGAGGCAGCGGACGGCUCUCGGCCAGCUGGGAGCCCCUCUGCGGGCCCAGCAAGCCCAGCCCCGUGGCGGCCCAGUUCAGCAGCGAGGGCAGCACGCUGUCGGGCGUCGAGGUGGAGCUGGCGAGCGCCGGCUACCGCAUGUCGCUGGUCAAGAAGAGGUUUGCUACGGGGAUCUACCUGGCGGGGUCCUGAGCUGCCUCCCGGUGGAGCCUCCGAGCCCCCCCCCGGGGCGUCCCCCUUGGUUGUGUGAACUCAAAACACUGGAUGGAGGCUGGCGGGGAGGGGGUGCCCCCCUCCUCUUCCUCCUCCUCC